Molecule: messenger RNA, 639 nt
Organism: Rubroshorea leprosula
Lineage: Eukaryota; Viridiplantae; Streptophyta; Magnoliopsida; Malvales; Dipterocarpaceae
Source: the annotation of a GenBank genome assembly
CUCGGCGAAGCCAGCGAUGAUGAAAUGGUGAUCUGGGUCAAGGCGGAACAUGUAUUCAUCAACGCAUAUUCGCGCAGAGUUAAGAAAACGGACGAGGUUUUGAUUGAGGGAGAGGGCAAUGAAGCCAAUAAAGAAUCAAUCAUUGAUGUACCGAAGAAAUCUGCCUCAACAAAUGAAUUGAAUGCAUCUCUAAGAGCAGAAUCUCCUACCCCUGGAAAAGUUCUCAAUAAGAGGAGAAGCUAUGCACAUUUCCAUUUGGAGCUAGGCCAAUCUGAUUUUCUUCUCCACACAUGUUCAGUGGGCACAAGAAUGCUGCUUGGGACGGAAGUGAUGAAAAAACCCAUAGCACAUUUCGCAAGAAUUACACCCAGAGAAUUCAAUUCAAGGGAUGGCACAAUGAAGGGGUUAUUCAUAUGCCUAAUGGUGGAGGGGGUCGUGUUAUUUUGGUGUCAAAUUCUGAUCCUGUUACUCAGAGAAAUAAGGAUAUGUUAUAUUUACAGGUCCUGGAGAUUGUGCUUGGGGAAGGAUAGAUUUUUCGUAAGUUCUGUAAGGUAAGCUGACUCUAUUAAUGUUAUUAACAAGGCAAUAUAAAGGAUGGAUGUAUGUAUGUCUGCAUGUUAAAAAAUUUUUAAAUUUGGC